Molecule: messenger RNA, 2811 nt
Organism: Synchiropus splendidus (mandarinfish)
Lineage: Eukaryota; Metazoa; Chordata; Actinopteri; Syngnathiformes; Callionymidae
Product: arrestin domain-containing protein 3-like
Exons: 6
Coding region: 62-1351 (429 amino acids)
Biological process (GO): protein transport
Cellular component (GO): cytoplasm; plasma membrane
Source: RefSeq, a predicted model, not a curated record
CACUAGUCGGAAAUCGCUGCCGUUUGUUUUCCUCCAAAAGUGACACCACUUUCAAGCGGCGAUGCCGUCCAUCCAAAGUUUAACAAUGACUUGCGACGCGCUGAACGAAGAGGGCACGUUUUCGGAGGGCGACACUUUGACGGGAAGAGUAACUCUGGCCUUACUGAAAGACACAACCAUAGAAAGCUUUUUCGUGAAAGCCAAAGGGGACGCCAACGUCAGGUGGACCAAAAAGGUCGGCGAUCGCACCCGGACCUACUCCGCACACCGCAGAUACUUCAAACUCAAGCAGUUUUUCACCGCAGAACACUCGAAAGAAACUAUUCUACCUCGUGGAACUCAUGUCUUCGAUUUCACGCUGAGAAUACCAGACACUAGCAUGCCGUCGACCUUCAGAGGGAGACACGGGAGGAUCUGCUAUGUGCUGGAAACAAAGCUCUCCAGAAGCUGGAAGAUCGACCGCAUAGUAGACCAGGAUAUCAAGUUUGUCACCAAGUCCUUCCCGAACAUUCAGUCUUUCCUGUCACCUCAAAUCGGUUUAACUGACAAAGAGAUGGGGUUUUUCUCCAAAGGGAGUGUACACAUGGAGGCCACCAUUGAGAGGAGGGCUUUCGCUCCAGGAGAAUCUGCCGUGGUCACAGCAAAGAUCAACAAUUCGUCCUCCAGUGAAAUGAAGCCGAAGAUGACUUUAUUGAAAACCGUGGUCUACCGCGCCACCAGCAGCACGAAUCACGAAAACCACAUUCUGGACAAAGUGGUGGAAGCAUGUAUGAGACCUAAAUCACAGAGGGAGAUCAGGUGUGUGUUGAAGAUUCCUCACGAUGAGCCUCUCUCCAUCCAGAACUGUGACAUCAUCUCUGUGGAAUAUCAAGUGAAGGUAUAUCUGGACAUCUCUCUGGCUUUUGAUCCAGAGAUCUUGUUCCCGAUUAUCAUUGUCCAUCCUGCCUUAGUAUCUGGAGCCACUGGGCUCCAGAGCCGCAGUGACUUCCCUCAGUCCGCAGCGCCUGCAAGUUUCAAUCAAGGACCGGUGCCUCCUGCAGCGUACGGCGCAGGGCAAUACUCCGCUGCACCACAGCCUUAUUCCCAACCACGAGGAGCCUACAGCUAUCCACCCCCGCAGGCUUCGGCUUAUGGAUCUCCCUUUUCAUCUCCGUCUUCAUCGGUGGUCCACCCGCCACCAAGCGCUCCCACAUUUCCCGCCCCGGCACCAGAGCCUUACCCUUCAGCCCCGCCUGCUUACACACUGCCGUCUGCCCCGACAAUGAACACUGACUUCCUGUCCCAGUCGGAUGAACCACCUCCAGCCUACUCACUGCUUUUCCCGUCUUCUGUGCCUGAUACUAACAAAUAGACCAUUUUAACCUGAGAUUGAUGUUUCGUGAGUGUUGUUGUGGUCAGAAACUGUGGUACUAUGCAUGUAUACAUAUGUGUGCCUAUACCAAUGCUAACCAACAGAAAGAGCCAAGCUCGCAAAUGCUGAUGUCAUUGUGUUUACACUCUUUAAAAGCUAUGCAACUGAGUAGUUUCAUGGAAUUGAAGACUGUAUUUGUUGGUCAGUUCAAGCAAACAUUAGUAGCGUUUUACUAACAGAACUACUGCUAUUCCGUUGUAACCAAAGGGGGCAACUGUUUAGCAUCCUGAAAAAAAAAUGUUGAAGGUUUUUGCAAGAAACAUUUUUUUCUGCAGAAGUAUUUUACGUCGACGAGUACAGUUUUAUUAGUGGGGUCAAAUAAAUUUCAAUUAAAAUAUGUGCAGUUAGUGCAGUACUGCUGCAGGUCACGCGACAUCGACGCCUGUUGAGCAAUAGAACUUUUUUUUAUGUUUUUGAGCUCUGCUCUCCAACACUUUCUCAACAACAAAUUCCCUAGCAACUAAUGUUAUCUGUGAUUUUGUAACAGAGACGCUGAAUUGUAUUUCAAGUCCGUCAUUGAAAGCUGUUGCGGGCCGCAUCAGGUGACUUGGCCGGCCAGAUUGAGUUUGACUCGCAUGCACGCCCGCACAUUCACACACUCUUGCAACUAUAUCUUUGUGAGACCUCUCACUGGCAUCAUGCUUUCGCCAGCCUCUCACCAUAAAACUAACCAUCCAAAAUAUGGAUAAGCUUAACCAGAGCCCAAACCGAUCUUAGUCCCAAUUAUAAUAACCUAGUUAUUUUGACAUUUUAACCCUCCAAAUCUUAGGAGGACCGGCCAAAAUGUUCUCACAAAGUGUCUUCUCAAAGAUUGAUCCAUACAACAGCAUUAAAGCAUGUACAGACACAAUUUUAAUCAUGUUUUUGUUUUUAUUUACCCAUUUUUUGAGAGACCCUUUUAUGGUCUGUCUUAUUUAUUUAUUGAUGUGAAAGCUAGACAAUAAAGACUGACUGAACAAUCAACCUCAAAGUGACUGUGUUGUUGUGUCUUCACAAACAAUGUCAGACAAGUGACUUUUGAAUAAAAUGUAAUUUUUUAAGUAAAAAAAAAUAAAACAACUUGUCUGGCAUUGUUGGACAUUACGAACAACAAGCCAAGCAAAGAACCUGACAAAAAUGCGGAAAUAUAAUUUUGCUCGGAAGCAAGAAGGGCAAAGAAUCUGUCCCUCACUAGGCGCAUCAAAAAUAUUUUUAAGUCAAACUGUAUCUCUGUAUCGUACGGAGCCCCUAAGGGGACAUGACCAAGUUUUGCAAUACUGUGACGUUCUGGGUUUAUGCUACUGAUCCUUUAAGAGUUCAAUGGUGACAAGUGAGUGAGGGUGGAGCGAGAUGCUGCGCUGUGGUUGUGAGAGAGUUCUGUUCUGUGGGAGUUUUCUGGAGACCACUACACAGUGUUUGAG